UCUCCUGCAGUAGAAGCGAACCUGUGCAUGUUAAAGCAACUCAUGUUUCAAUCAACCUUUUGUUUACCCAGUCCUUUCAUCAUCAAAGUGCAUCGAUUUUCGUUGCAUCAAUACCCAUUCCUAAGUUUUACAACAUAUCUUCCAUUCGUCAAAUCCACCCCCCAUGAACAAUCAACCUAAAAUUUAAAACUGAUCCAGCGUCGAAACAUGAACCGUGACCACGAUCAAUUAUCAGACUGACCACCAGACCAACCACCUCCAACAAGAUCCAACUCCCUUAUAAAGGCUUUCGGUGGAAUCCUCUGCUGCAACUCCAGGUGGAGCUUCGUGUGCUGCACAAGGUCGUAAGAAAUCCGAAUCCCAUUCAUUGCGACCAACCCACUUCUAACUGUUCUCUGCACUCUCGUCGACAGCCUCGCCCUCAUAAUCACACUUCUGUAGUGGCAUGGUUAACCUGGUCUGUUCUCAUUCGAUUGCCGCAAUUCCCAUUUGCUUUCUGACAUAAUAAGUUCCUCUCAUAGUUUUCACUAUCUCACAAAUGCAUGGUGAUGAUACUCAUGGUGACGAAGCUUUCUGUGGAAUUUUGAGACUACACUACGUAAACGACUGGGAGAUCUGAUUCUGAGGGAACAAGGUUUCUGCUCAGUAGCUGCAUUCCAUUUUUGUGGCCGUUGUUAAGCACUAGUGAGAACUUGGCCGGCUCGAUUUCCCUGCAUCACACGGUUCUUACAAUUGAGGUGGGGUCGUUCGUGUCGCACGUUCCAUGGUUGCUCUCAUCGGUUGGGUUUGUCCUCUGAUGUUUUACAGGGUUACAUCUGCAGGUAAGAUGUCACACAUUUAGUGCAUUGUACUUGGAAAACACUGCACGUAACAAUCGGAAAGCUUGUAAGGAGGUUCAAGUGCGAGGUUAAGCUUGUGAGAGGAGAAGAGAGUACAGCAAUUGUAGUGCCAAUGGGAGCGAAGCAAGGAUUUCACAAGAUGGCGAUGAGUCCUGAGCCAAUCGGAGCAAAGGCGCCACAGAAGGGGCAAUUUUACAAGCGCAAGAGGCUUAAGAUAUGCUGUGGAGUGUGUUUGACGAUUCUGGUGUGCUUUGGGAUUGUAGCCGUUGCUCUGAGCCAAACCAUUUUCAAGUUUCGCGACCCCACAGUCUCGAUAAGCGACAUCAAGCUGCUGAAUAUUUCGGUCCGUUUCGACUUGGCUGCCUUGACGGCGCUCUUGAGUAUCUCCAUGUCGGCCGACGUGCACGUGAACAACCCAAACCAUUACGACUUCAGGUACAAUCAAAUCACCAUGCUGCUGGUAUACCACAACGACCAAGUGGGACUUGUGGAGCUCGGCGCUGGCACCAUCGCCUCUCGCAAGACUGUCGACAUUCCUGCUGUCAUCACAGUCGAGGCUGUCAAGCUUCUCCUGAAUGGGUUGGAGGAUGUAACAAGCGGAGUUGCGAGCUUGAGUCUACAUGCUGUAAUUCCGGGGCGCAUGAACUUGGCCCACAUCUGCAAGAGGAACGUAAUCGCGGUCUUGGACUGCACCAUUGACAUCUUCCUGGGCAACCAGACAUUGAAGCAGAACAAAUGUGAUCAAAAAAUUAAGCUGUGAAUCGAUUUCGCUCUUGUAAGAACGUGUCUAUACUCAUGCUUCAAUGUCGGCUCGUCCUCCCCAAACUCAACGUUGUUACGUUGUCUAAACAUCGCAAUGUCGAGUUGUCGAGAGGAGGCCUGGCAUGAAUUCCGCUUUAUUAGUCAAACGCGAGGAUUCCUCAGAGUUCUCAGUUUCCAUCAAGCUCUCAUUAGCUUCUCCAUGCAUCAAGUUCUAGGUCUCUCGUUCUUUUGAAUAGAGAAAAAGAUGCAUCCAUGCAGCCAUGAAUUACACAGUCUAUGUUUGAUAAGUUUGCUUGUAAUAGAGUCUCUGUGACAUGAAAUUGACAUAGAAAAACAUGUAGGGGACUGGAUUGGACAUCUCUGGAGGCAGGAUUUUCUAUAAUAUACAAAAUACUUCUCCAAUACCUUCUUCCCAACAGUCCUCACCAGACCACCCUUGGGUUGUGUACAUAUAUUUAUGUAGCAAUUCAAACGCUCUCCUCCCGCAGGUAAUAAGAAACAAGUAACACAGUAUUGAUUAAAACUUGCUCGCCACAACCUCAGAAAGACAAUCCAUCGGUGAUUUAAGACUUCGUGCUUGAUCAAUUCCGAAACAUUGCACCAUGUUUUUCCACUGGAAGCCCCAUCACAGCAACUUAUCCAACACACACCAGUCUCUCACUUGCUGCACUUUGAAUGCCAACCUUACCAAGUCAUGCGCAACCCAUCGUCCAUCAAGUCCAUUCAUAAAAUGCAUUGAACAGCUUUCUGCAUUUCCAUUUAGGUUUAUGGAAGUCUUAAACAAUUUCUACCAAAAACAGACACUUUAUGCAUUGAACAGCUUUCUGCAUUUCCAUUUAGGUUUACGGAAGUCUUACAAAAUCUCUACCAAAAACAGACACUUUAAAACCUGGAUUGAGCUACUGCUAUGAACUCAAACAGCACCAAUUUCCAGAAUGCAGCAGUUGCAGUUCCAUAUAACAAUCAAAGCUCACUACACAUCUGAUGAUGAGAGCGGUGGAGUGGGUGAUACAAAUCCAAAUGGGGGCAUCAGAGGAGUGAGUUUCUCCGGAGGAAGAAGACUGUGAGAAAGCGUUCGGCGAACAUUGUUGUGCCGGAGAUU
This is a messenger RNA of Physcomitrium patens, 2703 nucleotides long. RefSeq lists its product as uncharacterized. The record is from RefSeq and is a predicted model, not a curated record. Lineage: Eukaryota; Viridiplantae; Streptophyta; Bryopsida; Funariales; Funariaceae. Gene Ontology annotation, biological process: defense response to other organism.